Messenger RNA from Lonchura striata (white-rumped munia), 1128 nucleotides. RefSeq names its product leukotriene B4 receptor 1-like. Gene Ontology annotation, biological process: inflammatory response; phospholipase C-activating G protein-coupled receptor signaling pathway; complement receptor mediated signaling pathway. The record is from RefSeq and is a predicted model, not a curated record. NCBI's taxonomy places the organism in Eukaryota, Metazoa, Chordata, Aves, Passeriformes, Estrildidae. Gene Ontology annotation, cellular component: plasma membrane. Gene Ontology annotation, molecular function: complement receptor activity; G protein-coupled receptor activity.
AUGAGUCAAGGUGAGGAAAGCAGUGGCAACUCAACAUGGAAUAUUGUGAGGUCAGUAGUCUGCAUAAUACUGGGCUUGUCAUUUAUAAUUGGCACCCCUGGAAACUGCAUUGUCAUCUGGACUGUUUGUACCAAAAUGAAGCAAGUGUCUCUUUCAGUCCUGCUGAUCUUGAACCUGGCCAUUGCUGAUAUCCUUGUACUGAUCACUUUACCAAUCUGGAUUUACUCUUUUGCUGACUCCUGGGUUUUUGGAGUCAUCUUCUGCAAAUUGUUGGUUUUCAUUAUUUACUGCAGCAUGUAUGCCAGUAUAUUUCUGAUUACAGCACUCAGCUUGGAGCGGCUACUGGCUGUGUUUUACCCUUUCACAAUUCAAACAUACAGAAGAAAAGGAAAAGUUUAUUUGAUUGUACUCCUCAUUUGGUUCCUGUCUAUUGCCUUUGGCAUUUCUGUCAUUCCAUUUCAAGAGACAGAAGAAAUGAACGGUCGACUUCUGUGCACGUGCCGCAACUACUCUUCUAAUAGACAGAAAGUGUCUUUUCUUCUGCUGGAGACCCUUGCAGGUUUUGUAAUCCCUUUUUUAAUUAUUUGCACUUGUUAUGUGUGUGUUGUAAGAAGAAUAAGCAGAAUGACUUACCAAUCCAAGCGGCGAUCGGAGCGUCUCAUUGCCAGCGUCGUGGUGGCAUUCAUUCUGUGCUGGUUCCCUCACCACAUCUUUAACAUCCUGGACAUCAUUUCAAUUGAAAUAGAACUCUCUAAUGAGGAGAUGUCUUUGGCACUGGAAGAAAUUGUAGACAAAGGAGUGUACAUCUCUGGAGCACUUGUAUUCAUCAGUAGCUGUAUUAAUCCUCUGCUUUAUGCUUUUGCUGCACGAAGGUUUCAGAACCACCUGAGAUUUGCCAAGAUAUCAAAGCUGUUUGAACAGAUCAGUCAGACUGUAACAGAGGAAGACAAGAAAAGAAGUCUGGUUGUAGCCAAACAUGAAGAUCCUUUGGUAGGCACAGAAAAUCUCUAACAAGGAACUCAGUGAAUAAUCUGUGUCAUUCCUUCAGUAAUCCUUUCUCCUCAUUCUCUCAGUUUCAUUUACUGAGCAGUCCAGGGAAAGACAUAGAGAAAGAAAAGCUUUUUGGAU